Messenger RNA from Diaporthe citri, 3327 nucleotides. RefSeq lists its product as uncharacterized. The record is from RefSeq and is a predicted model, not a curated record. The coding region runs from base 1 to 3327 and encodes 1108 amino acids. The transcript has a single exon. NCBI's taxonomy places the organism in Eukaryota, Fungi, Ascomycota, Sordariomycetes, Diaporthales, Diaporthaceae.
AUGGAUGCCGAAGCUUCAACACCUCCGCUUGAGCUCGAGCGCUCCAUUUCACAAGCGUCUGUCCACUCGACCAAAUCGCAGAGAUCGGCGACGGUGCGCGCGACCAGCAGGAGGAGAGGCAAACUGACAUCACAACCUUCCAGCUCCGCCACCUCGAUCGCCGAAUCAGACAAAUCCCUCGUCUCCUUCCCGAGCUUCUCGCCCGUGUCCCCACGCGACGACGCACCCAGCACCCCGUCCUCGCCGUCGCCCGCCCCGGCCGCGGACGGCGCAGAGGAGACCACCCCGAGCGCUGCCGUCCCGCACAUCCAGCCGCCGCCGCCGCUGCGGGAAGAUGCACCGACGCGGCCCCCCUCCGCCAUCGUCGAGACGCUCCUGACGACUGCCGACAAGCCACUGCCCUCCUCGACCCGGCCGCGGACGGCUCUCUUCGAGGAUGACGCACCCGUGUUCCAGCAGAACCUGCCGGGUGCGCUGCACGUGGCUGACGACGCGCACAUCAAGCGGCUCAUAGAGCGGCAUGGCGCCCUCGGGCUGGUGCGCUCGAUAGCCGAGGACCUGGCCGCGCGUGACGCGCAGAUAACCGCGCUGCGGCGGCGGUCUGAGGAGCGCGAGAGGGCCUUGCGGAAGAUCAUACUGGAGUGUGGGCUGUCGAACAUGGACCUCGAGACGAGGCUCAAGGCCGUCGAGCGAGAGGCAAGGAACUCGGGGGGCAGGAAGGGGGGCGUGGAGGAGCUGGUGGAGGACGCCAUGUCGGAAGACUUUGUGCACAACUCGGGACUGUUCGUAGAGGAGAACGGGGCCACGAUCCGGGCUAGGAACACGUCGAACGCGGCAGACACUGACAACAAGGGCGCAUCAAAGGGUUGGAAGGAUUAUCUUUGGGGUCCUAGCAAGAACACGAGCAGCAGGGCAAGCAGUGUCAACGGUGACACUGGCAAGCAGACAGUCAUCAGGGCGCCGGCGCCUGACCGGAGGCCAACAAUACAGGAGGACCUCUUCAGCCCGCCGGAGCAGGCCUCGGUCAGGAGCUCGAGCCGGGCUUCGAGUAUACACUCUGUGAAUACCAACAGGAAGCCGUCCCUGGCGAGCUCUGUGCUGCGGAUGGUCGCGGGCGGCGGGGCAACUGUGGGACGGGACUCCGAGUCUAGAGGGCGAGCCAACAGCUCGAACGCAGCCGGCUCACUACGGACGCCAUCUGCCUCGAGCGCAAAGACGAGUGCCUCCGCCAGAGCUGUCCCUACCCAGAACCAGGGAGGUCCUAAAGGGGCUCUGGCGGCCAUGCGCCGCACCGCUACUCAGCACAACAUACAGACCGUCUCCUCGGCGCGCAACCAGACGCAGGAACGAUGGGACACUAUGGCGACAGACCCGUCAGGUGAACUACUUGCACGUCCGGAGACGUAUGGACCUGUUGAGAUGGACAGCAUUCUCCCGCCUGAGGAACAGCCGCCCACACUCACGCGACUUUAUAACAACUACAGCGGCUCAGAGUACUUGACCGACCGAUUCGGGUUUAUUUACGACCAGCGACGGAAGAAGCGGCAGCGGGAGGCUCAGCAGGUGGCGAAACAAUUCAAAAGAGGGAGUCGCACAGAAAUGCUGUCCAAUGGCAGGGCCAACAUGUCGCCCGUGUCCACGGAGGACGGUGGCAGCAUCAAGUGGGAUGCCGGAAGCGACGACCGACCGAGCACGCCGUCCUCGGCGGAGGAGGCCCGAGAAGAAAGCAAGCCUAAGAGGUGGCAGGACUAUCUGAAGAUUGCGACAUUCCCCACAGAGUUGCUAUCGCAUACACCGUCCAUCAGUGCGCCUACGAUCGAGGUCUUGGAAGGCGGCGAAGUACACGAGGUACCCGAGGUACCCAGAUCUCCUGGUUUGAUUGCUGCUGAGGACGACCGUGGAUUCAUACCACCUGCGAUCACCGCCACGGCCGCUGUGAGUGAAGAGCCGGUAACCGUGACGGAGGAGCCAGCGUCCGGCACCCUUGUCAAGGAAGAUGCCGAGCCGGUCAGAAUCCUGCUGCAGCAGCUUAGCGAGGUGCACGACGGCCUACAGCGGGAGAAGACGGUCCGAUGGAACGACUUCCUGCGCAAGGUCAGGGCAGAGCGGCGCCGCGAGGGCGAAGCUGCCAACGCCUCUGCCGCAGAAGCUGCCGCGGCACGAUUUCAGAAAGCCACGGCGAUGAUGCCCGAGGCGCGCGUGGCUGACGGCGAGCUGAUUGGCGUCGCGAACUGGGCCAACAAGGGCAAGGUCGGCCGGGCGAAGUGGAACGAAUUCAACCGCCUGGUGCUUGGCGGCAUACCCGUCUUGAUAAGAUCCAAGAUCUGGGCCGAGUGCUCUGGCGCGCUUAAUCUGCGCGUCCCAGGCUACUACGAUGACCUUGUCAACCGCGCAGAGGUGGAUGACAACCCAGAAGUGGCACAGCAGAUCCGCGCUGACAUCAACCGGACCCUGACCGACAACAUCUUCUUCCGCAAGGGGCCGGGCGUGCAGAAGCUGAACGAGGUGCUUCUGGCGUACUCGCGCCGCAAUCCGGACGUCGGCUACUGCCAGGGUAUGAACCUCAUCACUGCCAACCUCCUUCUCAUCAUGCCCUCCGCCGAGGAGGCCUUCUGGAUUCUCGUCUGCAUCAUCGAGAAGAUCCUCCCGUCAGGCUACUACGACCACAGCCUCCUCGCCUCCCGCGCGGACCAGCAGGUUCUGCGCGGCUACGUGGCCGAGGUCCUGCCUCGGCUCUCGGCGCACUUUGACGAGCUGGGCAUCGCGCUCGAGACGAUGACGUUCCAGUGGUUCCUCUCCGUCUUCACCGACUGCCUGUCUGCCGAGGCGCUAUUCCGGGUGUGGGACGUGGUGCUGUGCUUCGGCGACGGGAGCACGUUCCUGUUCCAGGUGGCGCUGGCCCUCCUCAAGCUCAACGAGCAGCAGCUCCUGGGGUGCGACAGCCCCGCGGCGGUCUACACGUACAUCAACCACCAGAUGACGAACCACGCCAUCAGCAUCGACGGCCUGAUCCAGGCCAGCGAGGGCCUCAGGAGGGUGGUGAAGCGAGAGGACGUCGACGGGCGCAGGGAGAAGGCCAUCGAGGCGGAGCAGGAGCUGGUCCGGCAGCGGGAGGAGAGGCUGAGGGCUUAUAAGGAGAGGAAGGCCGCGGCUGCAGCUGCAGCUGCCUCGGCGACGGCUACGGCUGUGGCUGACAAGGCUGUGGAGGUCCAGCCUGCCGCGCCCGAGGGCGAGGACACGGCUACGGCGGAGGCGGUACCUGCUGAGAGCUCGCCGGUGGAGAUUACCGUCCAGGAGCCGGCGCCGACACAAGAGGAGGCCGGCUAA